GUGUCGGGCCGCGCUCGGAGGAGGGUGUGCGUGAGGCGAGCGUCGGCGUGGCGAGCGUCGUGACGAGAGUGUGUGUGUGUAUGUGUGUGUACGUGCACGUGGUGCGAUGUCGCGGUGUGUGUGCUGGUGAAAGUGGUGAUAAUUGUGAUGAUGGUCAUCAAGUGCGCGGUGAUAGUGAAUAAUCAGUGAGUGGUGCUUCGCAUUGCUUCUCCUCGUCCUGCUGGCCGUCCGCGGCCCCCACGGCCCCGCGCGGACCGACGCUUCCCUAGCUGCAGACCCCGGGGUGUCCGGGGGCCCUUGCUCUCCGCGGCCCCGCCGAGGGCCUCCCGGACAUGACCAACGGCCUGCACCACCCGGGCGAACAGAUGCAGCUGCCCCUCAGCUCGCUGCCUGGCGACGCCGCCUCCCCCGCCGCCUGCCUGCCGCCCCCCGCCCCCCAGACUGCCGCCCUGGGCACCGCCGCCCCCAGCAAGAGCAAGAGGCGGAGAGCGGCCAUGGCGGACGCGUCAAACAACAACAAUAGUAACAACAAUAACAACAAUAACAACAACGGCAACAGCAAUGACGACAUGUGGUGGACCGAGCGGGUGCUCUGCGAGGUGCAGGCCGAGCAUCCCGGCGAGCUGGUGCGGACGGGCAGCCCUUACUUCCUGUGCUCGGCGCUGCCCACGCACUGGCGCUCCAACAAGACCCUCCCCGUCGCCUUCAAGGUGGUGGCGCUCGGCGACGUGCUCGACGGCACCCUGGUGACGGUGCGCGCCGGCAACGACGAGAACUGUUGCUCCGAGCUGCGCAACUGCACGUCCGUCAUGAAGAACCAGGUGGCCAAGUUCAACGACCUGAGGUUCGUCGGGCGCAGCGGCAGAGGGAAGAGUUUUAGCAUCACCAUAACCGUUAACACCUCGCCACCCCAAGUGGCCACCUACAGCAAAGCCAUCAAAGUGACGGUCGACGGGCCGAGGGAACCUCGAUCAAAAACAACGGGCCAGCACCACCAGUUCCGGGCCAUCGCGCUGGGACAGCGGCCCUUCCUCGAGUCGCCCUUCACGCACCUCCGGGAGCUGGAGACCUUCAGGAGAAAGUCGGAGUUCAAGAGCCCAACCCCCACCGGCACGCCACACGAGUCCUGCUCGGGGGUGCCUUCGACGGAGUCCUCCUGGCCGACGUACGCGUCGUCAUACUCGCCGCUGCAACCCCCGGCCUACUCCUAUGGCGGCGACCUGGGGCCCACGGCGACGCCCGUCCACGCGGGAGCCAACACCAUGCCCCCGGACGGCACCAUGACGCACCUCCCCACCGUGCUGUCGGAGCACGGCUCCGUCCCGGGGGCUGCCUCCUCGGGGACGGUGCCCGUGGGCGCCACGACACCCGGGGGCGGCGGCGGCGCCGGCGACUACACGAGCCUCUUCACGCCGCCGCUCAAGUCGUCGCCGCCGUCGGCCGAGUACGACGGCCUUUGCGGCCUGGCAUCGGCCACGACGCCGCCGCACCACCACUCGCAGCACCACCACGGCGGCGCCAGGUCGGCGUCGAGCGGGCCGCCGCCCCUGGCCGCGCCGCUGGCCUCGGCCACCGCGCCGCCGGCCGUCGCCGCGUACGGCGCGCAGGACCCGUACGGCGCCGCGCCGUGCGGCACCAACGCCUACCACCACGGCUGGGGCGCCGGCACCGCCAACUACAAUUACAACUACAACUACCAGAGCCCGGCCGCCAACCCGCAGCCCUACCCCAUGGUGCUCUACCCCAACCUGUACUCGACAGUCAACCAGAACCAGAUCCACCUCCACCUGCACCACAACCCGAGCGGCGGCGAGCUCAGCGCGCUCAGCUCGGCGGCCAAGGCCGUGGCGGUGGCCGCCGACGUGACGGGGGCCGCGGGCCACGGCCAGCUGCCGCUCCACCCGCCGCACCACCAGCACCACCAGUUUGACGACGUGGCCACGAUCGUGUGCUCGGGGGGCACCAGGGGGAUCGAGAUUGGCAUUGACCUGCAACAGCAACAACAACAGCAGCAGCAACAACAACAGCAACAACAACAACAACAACAACAACAACAACAGCAACAACACAGUGUGAUGGCGGGGCCUGGCAGCGACGAGCACGACCAGGAGCUGAGCCGCUACCCCCAGCAGCACGACAGCCGGCAGGCCGACCCCUCCGUGUGGCGGCCGUACUAAGGCCCCGCGGCUGAGGCCCGCACCCGCGCUGAAAACAUUAUUGUGAUAUCUGUAAAAGUUUGUAUUUUAUUCAAGUGUGGAUCCCAAGUGUACCAUAUACUUGUGUUGUGUGGCGGAGGACUCCAUAAGUUUGGCCUGGGUCGCCAUAUCGUAACUCUGUCUCCUUUCCCGGCCCACUGCUGCGACUUAGGUCCUGUUCCAGAGUAUAGCCUAUAUGGCACCAUUCUCUUAUCGAAUAGAAGAGAUUGGUGCUGGACGGUGCUAGAUGACGCCCUUUUGCCAUCUGCAGUGUCCGCUCUUGUAAUUAUGUGUUUAUUGUAUUAAAACCCAUAGUAUAGCAGUUUUAUCAGAGUGCAAAUGAAAAUUGAUAUGUGGUUAAUGUGUUUUUGUAAUAUAAUGUUUUUAUUUCGUUUUGUUGAAAUUAUGUUUGAGCCUGUAUUUCUACUAGGAGUGUACCCACCGUAAAUAUUCUUAGACGAUAAUUUAUGAAUUAAUUUUUUUCCUUGUGAGUGGAGAAAAACGUUUUAAGUGUACUUAAAAAGAUUUAUAUCAUGAUGUUGAUUUGUUUCUUGUGAUGACUGUAUUUUAAGUUUUUGUAUGUUCAAAUUAUGCAAAUCACUGUUAUGACAACAAGUGUCUCGUUCCCACCGCGAACUCGAUAGCUGUAAACGCGGUGCGGAGCAGAGACGCGAGGGACCUAAAGAAGAAGAGGAAAAAUAAAUCUCAGAUCAGACGUAAAAGACAA
Molecule: messenger RNA, 2922 nt
Organism: Frankliniella occidentalis (western flower thrips)
Lineage: Eukaryota; Metazoa; Arthropoda; Insecta; Thysanoptera; Thripidae
Product: protein lozenge
Exons: 6
Coding region: 333-2177 (614 amino acids)
Biological process (GO): regulation of DNA-templated transcription
Cellular component (GO): nucleus
Molecular function (GO): ATP binding; RNA polymerase II cis-regulatory region sequence-specific DNA binding; DNA-binding transcription factor activity, RNA polymerase II-specific
Source: RefSeq, a predicted model, not a curated record